AUGGCGGCUGCCGCAGCCUCCCGCCCUCGCGGGGCCAGGCCCCACGGUCUCCGGUCCUUCCCGCCGAAGAGGCGAUCGGCGCGGCUGUCCGCGAAACCUGCUCCUGCCAAAGCAGAGCCGAAGCCAAAAAAGUUAGCGGCAAAGGAUAAAUCUGAGGACAAGAAAGCUCAAUCAAAGGGGAAAAAGGGGCCUAAAGGAAAACAGACAGAAGAGACAAACCAAGAACAGACAAAGGACAACUUGCCUGCAGAAAAUGGGGAAGCUAAAAGCGAGGAGACCCCAGCAUCUGAUCCAGUAGUAGAGAAAGAAGCUAAGUCUGAGUAACAUCUGGUACCAAGUCUUUAAUUGGUGGUCCUUACACCUUUCUUCUUGUACAAUUCAGAGGAAUAUUUUUAUCAACUAUUUUGUAAAUGCAAGUUUUUUAGUAGUUCUAGAAAACACAUUUUUAAAAAGGAGAGAAUCCCAACUCAACCCAUUUUUUUACAUAUUUAGAUAAGUGUAAAUGCUUUUUUUAAGUGGUAAAAUCAUGUACUGGUUGUCUGUUUUCUAUGAAACCAGAAAUUAAUGGCAUGUUACAUUGAGGAGAGAGCUUUGAAGCCUUCAUCAGGCUUCACGUUCCAUAGACUGUGCGGGACAGUUUUCUAUCCUAUUAAAUGAAGCAUAACACGGAUCAGACUUUGGAAUUCAUAAUGAUAUGUUGAGAAUGUCUUAACAUUUUAGUUAUUUAUCUAUGGUUGUACCAUCAGUAGAAUUGCUUAUCUAAUAAAACUGCUCCCUAGUGUUGGAUUUCUUGCUGAGCGAUGUAUAUCUGUGACAAAGUUAUUUUUGGUAGUUGCAGCUUUAUUUUUUCCAACAACUUUGUAGCUGUGAUGCAAAAGAUUGGAAGCUUUUAUUAUAUCUUUAAAUACCGACUUAGUAAAAAUUUCUCCUUGGCAGACGUAACUUGUGAUGUCAGUAUUUGAGUUACUGGAACUUGAUACCCAGUUCUAAAGGACAGCUUGUUUGCAAAGAUCAAAGGAAAAAUGUUUGAAAUAGUCUUAGGAAAAAAAAAAAGUUUUAGAUUUAAAAAACUAUGUGAAUAAAAACAAUUGUAAAAUUGUUCAUAGUGUCUGUGAUCACCAACCAAAAGCCAAAUAAAUCUCGAUUAUGAAAGGA
Molecule: messenger RNA, 1155 nt
Organism: Athene cunicularia (burrowing owl)
Lineage: Eukaryota; Metazoa; Chordata; Aves; Strigiformes; Strigidae
Gene: HMGN1
Product: high mobility group nucleosome binding domain 1
Exons: 5
Coding region: 1-324 (107 amino acids)
Biological process (GO): chromatin organization
Cellular component (GO): chromatin; nucleus
Molecular function (GO): nucleosomal DNA binding
Source: RefSeq, a predicted model, not a curated record